AUGCAGGAUGCAUCUGCUCAAAUGGCCCUUCUCCAGUUUAUGUCCUGUGGCCUUCCAUCAACGGCCGUCCCAGCUAGCAUCCAUUGCGACCACAUGAUAGUUGGAGAGAAAGGCGCUGAUGUCGAUCUUCCAACAUCCAUCAAGGGAAAUAAAGAGGUUUUUGACUUUCUUGAGUCUGCUGCAAAGAAGUAUGGAAUUGAAUUCUGGCCUCCAGGCGCCGGGAUCAUUCAUCAGACUGUCUUGGAGAACUAUGCUGCACCAGGACUGCUGAUGCUUGGUACUGACAGCCACACCCCCAACGGUGGUGGAUUGGGUGCCAUUGCCAUUGGUGUAGGCGGUGCUGAUGCCGUGGAUGCCCUGGUGGAUGCCCCCUGGGAGCUCAAGGCUCCUAAAAUUUUAGGUGUCCGUCUCGAAGGUGCGCUCAGUGGCUGGGCGUCUCCUAAGGACAUCAUCCUCCAUUUGGCUGGUAAACUUACUGUACGCGGUGGAACUGGAUUCAUCAUCGAAUACCACGGCCCAGGCGUGGAAACACUCAGCUGUACUGGCCUCGCUACCAUUUGUAACAUGGGGGCUGAAGUUGGUGCCACGACUUCACUAUUCCCAUUCGCACCUAGCAUGAUACCAUAUCUACAAGCUACCAAUCGGUCUGAAAUAGCCAAGUCUGCUUCCGAUAUUGCAUCUUCUGGUCCACAGAACUUGCUUCGAGCUGACCCGGGUGCCGAAUAUGACCAACUUAUUACAAUUAAUCUUUCCACUCUCGAGCCUCAUAUUAACGGACCAUUCACUCCAGACCUUUCCAUUCCUCUAUCAGCCUUUGCAGAUACGGUUCGAGAGAAGAGAUGGCCUGAAAUAUUCGGUGCUGGUUUGAUUGGAAGCUGCACUAACAGUUCCUACCAAGACAUGACACGUUCUGAGGAUCUCGUCAAGCAAGCUUCCGCAGCUGGCCUGCGACCAAAGGCGGACUUCUUCAUUACCCCUGGAAGUGAGCAGAUACGAGCAACUCUGGAGCGUGACCAGACACUAUCCACGUUUUCAUCUGCUGGAGGCACAGUCCUUGCAAAUGCAUGCGGACCGUGUAUCGGGCAAUGGAAACGAACUGACGGAGUGAAGAAGGGUGAAUCAAAUGCCAUCCUUACCUCCUAUAAUCGAAAUUUCCGUGGACGAAAUGACGGUAACACUGCAACAAUGAACUUUCUUGCUUCUCCAGAGAUUGUCACAGCCAUGUCCUAUGCUGGAUCAACCACCUUCAACCCAAUGACCGACUCUCUUACAACCCCUAGUGGAGAAUCAUUUAAGUUCACUGCUCCAGUUGGAUCUGACCUUCCUUCUGCUGGAUUUGCAGACGGAAAUCCAGACUUCCAACCGUCUGCUGCUGUCCCGGAUCCAUCUGCCGAGGUUGUGGUUUCGCCCACAUCUGAUCGUCUUGCUCUUCUUGAACCCUUUGAUCCAUUCCCGUCCCACGAUCUUUCCUCCCUUCGGGUUCUGUAUAAAGUUAAAGGACAGUGUACUACUGAUACCAUAUCUGCUGCCGGACCUUGGCUGAAGUAUAAAGGUCACCUUCCAAAUAUCUCCGCCAAUACUUUGAUUGGAGCUAUCAAUGCUGCUACAGGCGAAACUAACGUCGCCUACGAUGUCGACGGCAAAACUUAUUCUAUUCCAAAGCUAGCUGAGAAAUGGAAGAACGAAGGUAGCCAGUGGCUCGUUGUUGCUGAGGAAAACUAUGGCGAAGGAAGUGCGCGAGAGCACGCUGCCUUACAGCCUAGAUAUCUAGGUGGAAGAAUAAUCGUGGCAAAGUCUUUUGCUAGAAUUCAUGAAACCAACCUCAAGAAACAAGGCAUUGUGCCGCUUACGUUCAAGUACAAGGCUGAUUACGAUAAGAUAGAUGCUUGUGAUGAGGUUGAGACGGUUGGCCUCUACAAUCUCCUGAAAUCCGACGGCCAAGGCGAAGUUACCCUCAAAGUCACUAAGAAGUCUAGUGGAGAAACAAUCAUUAUCCCCGUCAACCACACCUUGAGCAAGGACCAGUGUGGCUUCAUUCUCGCUGGCAGUGCAUUGAACCUUCUCGCUGCUAAAUCUCGAUAA
Trichophyton rubrum CBS 118892 is the source of this 2082-nucleotide messenger RNA. Its product is annotated as aconitate hydratase, mitochondrial. Gene Ontology annotation, molecular function: aconitate hydratase activity; 4 iron, 4 sulfur cluster binding. The coding region runs from base 1 to 2082 and encodes 693 amino acids. Lineage: Eukaryota; Fungi; Ascomycota; Eurotiomycetes; Onygenales; Arthrodermataceae. The record is from RefSeq and is a predicted model, not a curated record. The transcript has a single exon. Gene Ontology annotation, biological process: tricarboxylic acid cycle. Gene Ontology annotation, cellular component: mitochondrion; cytosol.